AAACGCUGCCGGAAGCGGUCAUUCCUUUUAGCUUGGUUUUAGUUCCGCUGUCUUUGUCCAUUUUUGACCAAUUUAAUUUAUUAUAUUAACGCGUGAAUAUACAUAUUAUUUUUAUAUAUAUAAGCACAUACGAACCUCAUUUUCUUGUAGCCAUCAACUGAAACUGUUCUCUGCUUUUUCGUCUACUGCUCUGUUCUCGGUCAGAAAACAGAGUAGGAAGACAGAAAAAGAAAUCAUAUUAUUGAAACACAACCCAUUAUAUAUAGAGAGAGAGAUUGCAUUGAGAGAUAAUCAGUGGGAAAUAUUCAUCAUCAAGUAAAGUUUCUUGCUUUGUAGUUUUUUCUACUCUGUAAGUUUGGAGUGUAAGUCUAAACUAGUUUUUUAAUUUCUACUACUUGUUUGUUGUUGUUCAUUGUGAUCAUCAUAAAAAAAAGCCAGUACGUGGGUCUAUCUUUUUGAUCAUCAAACUCAUCACUGACGACCACUACUCCACCUCUUUCACACAUUUAUCUAUAACGUAAUCCAUAAGCCAAAAACCAAACCCAAAAACAUAUAUUUCAAUAGAACAAAGUCGUGUCCUUUUCGCAAACUCAUUACACACACACAUAUACAUAUACAUAUAUAUAUAUAUAUACAAGUGUAGUGAACUUGGAGCUGUAAACCAAAAAAAUGGAGCAACUUUCAUCAACGACAAUCAUUCCUGAUGCGUUUCAAAGCGCUAGAAACGAUCUCACAGGCCAAAUAUCUUUGGUUUGGGAGCAAGCGAAGGCGCCUUUGAUCGUUCCCACGUUGAGGCUUUUGGUUUUCGUUUGUUUGGCCAUGUCUGUGAUGCUUUUCAUUGAGAAGGUUUAUAUGGGUGUUGUUAUUACGUUUGUUAAGCUAUUUAGACGAAGACCUGAGAAACGGUACAAAUGGGAGCCCAUUAGAGAUGAUGUUGAGCUUGGGAAUUCUGCUUAUCCCAUGGUUCUUGUUCAAAUACCAAUGUACAAUGAAAGAGAGGUUUAUCAACUUUCUAUUGGAGCUGCAUGUGGUCUUUCAUGGCCUUCUGAUAGGAUCAUAGUUCAAGUUCUUGAUGAUUCAACUGACCAAACCAUUAAGAGUUUGGUGGAGUUAGAAUGCCAAAGAUGGGCAAGCAAAGGAAUAAACAUAAAAUAUGAAAUAAGGGACAAUAGAAAUGGGUACAAAGCAGGAGCACUGAAAGAAGGAAUGAAACAUAGCUAUGUGAAACAGUGUGACUAUGUAGCCAUAUUUGAUGCUGACUUCCAACCUGAGCCUGACUAUCUCUGGCGCACUGUACCCUUCUUGCUCCACAACCCUGAAGUUGCUCUUGUCCAAGCUCGAUGGAAAUUUGUGAAUUCGGACGAAUGCUUAAUGACAAGGAUGCAAGAGAUGUCACUAGAUUACCAUUUCACUGUGGAACAAGAAGUGGGGUCUGCUGCAUAUGCCUUCUUUGGUUUCAAUGGAACUGCUGGUGUAUGGAGACUCUCAGCACUCAAUGAAGCCGGUGGAUGGAAGGAUCGGACGACUGUUGAGGACAUGGAUUUGGCUGUCCGAGCUAGUCUUCGAGGCUGGAAAUUUGUCUAUCUUUCAGAUCUCAAGGUGAAAAGUGAACUACCAAGUACCUUUAAAGCUUACAGGUAUCAACAGCACAGAUGGUCUUGUGGCCCUGCUAAUCUUUUCAAGAAGAUGGCCAUGGAGAUCAUAAGAACUAAGAAAGUUACCCCAUUGAAGAAGUUUCAUGUGCUAUACAGCUUUUUCUUUGUUCGAAAAAUUGUAGCUCAUCUUGUCACAUUCGUAUUUUACUGCAUCGUUUUGCCUGCAACUGUUUUAGCCCCUGAAGUUGUUGUCCCCAAGUGGGGUGCAGUGUACAUUCCUUCCAUCAUUACUCUCCUCAAUGCAGUUGGAACUCCAAGAUCAUUCCACCUUUUGAUAUUCUGGAUCCUCUUUGAGAAUGUCAUGUCCUUGCACCGGACUAAGGCCACUUUCAUCGGUUUGUUGGAGGCCGGGAGAGUAAACGAAUGGAUUGUAACAGACAAAUUGGGAGAUGCCCUUAAGACCAAAGCAUCUGUGAAGGCCUUUAAGAAACCUCGAUUUAAGAUUGGAGAAAGAAUUCAUGUCCUUGAGCUCAGUGUUGGAGCCUACCUCUUCUUUAUUGGCUGCUAUGAUCUUUCUGUUGGCAAGAAUGGCUACUUCAUUUUCCUAUUCCUCCAAGCUUUCGCCUUUUUCGUUGCUGGAGUUGGAUAUGUUGGAACAUUUGUCCCCAGCGCUUAGGUGGGAAGCUCAUUUUGGUGGUUGGAGAGUUGUUAUCAGCAGCAUUACACUACUAGUCAACAAUUCAUUCGUUUCAUGUAUAAAAAAGAAAAAGGAAAAAAAAAUUGUGAUAGUACAGUACCCUUUUGGGGAGAUUUUCUUUUCAUAUUAAUUUGUACUUGUGUUCAUAUAUUGUUCAAACAAGAGGUGGCCAUUCUUUUGUGUUA
This is a messenger RNA of Cannabis sativa, 2477 nucleotides long. RefSeq names its product glucomannan 4-beta-mannosyltransferase 9. Gene Ontology annotation, molecular function: mannan synthase activity. The transcript is spliced from 9 exons. Bases 670 to 2271 code for a protein of 533 amino acids. The record is from RefSeq and is a predicted model, not a curated record. Lineage: Eukaryota; Viridiplantae; Streptophyta; Magnoliopsida; Rosales; Cannabaceae. Gene Ontology annotation, cellular component: Golgi apparatus.